CCAUGACCGACUUCCUUUCCUGUGUCUCGCCUCCGUGUUGGGCGCCAGCUGAUGGGGCUGGCUUAUUAUUUAUGGUUUAUGGGUAGUUUAGCAGUCUCGUUGAACUAUUUAUUUAUGAGAAGCGCGAGCUCGGAUAAUGCGUAACGAUACGAUACAAUACGCCCCCCAUAAGCCCGAGGCUUCUGGCCAGCCCCGGCUUGCUGGGUCAGGCGGGAAGGGGUUUUUAUUAACGGCAUCUCGCUCGCUGUUUGGUUUCCCUUUGCGGUCUCAACACACUGCCUCUUUUCUUCCUUGAGAGCCAUUUGUAGACUUACCUCAAUUCAACAUAUUCCCCCCAGACGGUAUUCUCCAGCGUGGCCGCGGGGGUGUUGCCACAUAUUUUCCCACCCGGCCUUGGGUUGAUCCCGUACCCGCAAUAUUCCUUGAAUUUCGCUGUCAUAAACUGGAGAAAAAAGAGGGUCAAGCCGCUUCCAUUGCUGAGAUUUGCAUCUCCAUUUCCAGGUUCCAGGUUGGAAGCAACAUAUUGUAGCAAAAUAUCAUUUCUGCUGCAGGGUUUUUAAGGGCUUCGAGAACCACCACACCACCACCGAACUUCCCAACUACGAGCGGGUGACGAGCAUGAGUCCAUAAAAAGCAUAAAAUGUCAAAUUGUCCUCCAGAUCCUUUGCUUCCAAAAUGCAUGCAUAAAAAUGCCAGUGGUUGCCAACUGCCCUGCCCCCAUUUCUGUUGCCUCUGCGCGGGCGUGAGAUUCUUCCCGCCCUCCCAUCCAUGCCCGCCGCCUUAUCCCUCCCGAGACGGCGUCUCCAGCGAAUCUCAGCGAUAUCCUAGAUACUGCUUGAACUGCAAGGAAUAUUGGGCAUCGCAAGCAGGUUGUUCAUCCUCUGCUGUCCCUGUUCCAGUGUCUGGGGCUUGUAUGCAGCCGCAUCAGCCUCAUCCACAUUGUGGAUUGCCUGUGGACCAUCACCGCACUGCACCCCUAUAUAAUUAUCAGCCACCCCAGAACCUGCAGUUGAAUCGAGAUAGCGGCGUUUCGGAUCACUCCAGUAACAGUCAAAGUUCAACGGCAGCAGCAGUCACCGCGCCAUCUCAACGCUUCCCUACCCACUCAUCUUUACAGCAGAGUCAAAACCGACAUCCACACAGAGACGAAUUCCAUCAACAGACCUCCUGGAUUCCAAGGCACGUUGCAUCUAAUUCCUCCACGUUUGGUCAAGCUAUAUCCAACCCAUCAAUAUCCCAUCAUCGGGUGUAUAUGCCUGUGAAUCAAGCUGGCAUGGCCGGGAGGCAAGCCUACACGUCUCCAGGUGCCGCGAUGCCAGCAAAUCUACAGGCGUCUGUAGCUUCAGAAUCCGCGUCGUACUCCUUGUUCAGCAACCAGCAAUCUCAAGGCCAAACACCUGAUCAAGUGGCACCAAAUAGCUUUUGGGAACCUAACGGGAAUUACUAUGUUAAUGGUCCUGAUGUGCAAAACCCCUCUAGAGACAUGUCUCUUAGUUACAACUAUGCACCCGCUGAGCCCUCGCCAAUCUACUACUCAACCUCACUACCUUCCGAUCCUGUAACUAGACCUUUUGCCACAGUGGAAUCCCGCCAACAAGGCAACCUAGAACAGAACAAUGACACUCAAGUAAAUAGUCAAAAUCAAGGACUAUAUAAUCCAAUUUCUCUGAACCAUGAUGGGCCUGUUUGGGGGUCUGAUUUGAGUCUUUUUCCAUCAGCGAGACCUCAUCUAUUCCCCAGAGUAUCAAACAGUUCAACGCUACCAAAUAAUGAUAACCCUUUAAAUUCACUAUCUUUCCAAUACCUCCCUGAUGAUUACCACAAUGCACAGGUUAACUCACGCGGUUCAACUAAUAUCGAGUGUCUGAAUGGCAAUGGCCCUGUCCCUAUUUUGCCUCAUAAUAACACGGCUUCUUCACAUCCCGUCGGUCCUUUCCCCACAGAGAAUCAGGCCAACGCGUCCAAUUCUUCUUCACGAAGGCAUCCUUUGCAGGGAACAUUCACAAAUCCCAGGAGCCCUCCUAGUGUUGGUAGUGCAAAUCCGAAUACCACCACCACAAGCCGUCGACGCCCCAGGCGUACCAACAAUAGCGGAAUGCCGCAGCCCGGCUCAAUGCCCCGAGAGAGACAACCACACCGACACAAUCAUCACCCGAUAAGUAUAGGCAUUCCGGGGAGUGCCCCUACUGCUCGUGAUCAGAGUUACGUAAAUGGGCAACUGGCUCGACUCCUAUACGCCGGCGCCCUUGUGCGUUACCCCAAUGACACUGAUGGGUUUCUCUCCGCAGAUGAAAGAGAGCGUAGGAGAAGAAUUCUAGAGUCCCUUAGGGGAAAUAACCGAGAACCCAGCCCUCCAGUCAAAGGGCUUGAUAGCGCGGAGGAUGGACGCCCAGAGCCCAAAGAAACAGAAGAACUCACAAUUAACUUGGAAUGCAAAGCCUGCAUGAGCCAACUUAUUGACACUGUGGUGCUUCCCUGUGGGCACGCGGUUCUUUGUCGUUGGUGUGCUGAUCAACAUAUGCCAUCAAGCAGAAUGGACAAAACAAAACCACGUUCCGCUGCCACUUGUCCUGUGUGCCGCCAAAAUGUGAGGCAAAAGAUUCGGAUAUAUCUCUCGUAAAUCUCUCGUAAAUAUCAAGCACGACCUACAAUCUGGACGGUAAUCAAACAGCAAUCUUACUUGGAAUCCACGAAUUCUCAUGUGAUUUCCCUCCCUCCCUCCCUCCCUCCCCGGGUCUCGCCAACUCUUCUCACUUGUUCUUCAUUUUUUUCGGUGGUUUUCUCUGCUUUUAAUAUUUUGCGGUCAGUUUGUCUCAGCAUAGCGCGGCGUUUGUUGGCGGUACCACGUUUUGAAAACUUCACAUAAUUUGCAUGUUUUCUCUUCCUAUCAUUUACCACAUCCUUCAAUAGCAGCUCUUUUUCUUCUUCCUGCUACAUUUAAAUAGUAUACGCUUUCCGCAAAUUCCAUGAUAUCAUCCCAAUCUCUUCUAUCUUCCCUAUCUUUUCGAAGAUCUCCUAAGUUCAUAUUACGUGUAUUACAUCAUUUGCAUCAAUCUUUUGACACCGUUAAAUGCAGUUAAUGCAAUCCGUUUGCGCCCCAUGACAUUCUCCCGCCCAGCUCAUUGCUCUUGUUGAUUUUGCUCUUUACCAAUGAUUCUCCGUCUAUGCUUUCUUACUUUCUUCAUUAAGGGAAACAUUUUCAAGUGUUUGUAUAGCAAGGGAUAUUCGCGUAUACAUUACAGGAGAGAGGCGGUGCAUUGGCAUCCUUAUUUCAACCUCCUUCUUACAAUUUAUGCUGGUCACUGCCAAUACAUUUACCAGCGUAUAUAAGAUGUGUUUAUAAGUGAUACGAUACGCGGGAGAGCAUGAAACCCUUUUCUUAGUGGCCGGGGUAGGUAGAGGGUUACUGAAGAAUAAAAUAUCGAUGGCUAAAAUAUCUCACCCCGUUGUUUCCAUGGAUAGUAGUGAUAAACACAUAGCUUUCUUGCGGACACGACCAUUGAUACAGUUGCUUCAGCUCCGGAUAGAGCGGAUUUAACCUUUCAAUCCCUGCUACAUUGCUUUUUCCUCCGCGGCGCACGCGGCGCACGCGGCUACGAGAUUCAGCCUUCUCUACGGAGUAACUACUUAC
This is a messenger RNA of Blastomyces gilchristii SLH14081, 3631 nucleotides long. RefSeq lists its product as uncharacterized. Lineage: Eukaryota; Fungi; Ascomycota; Eurotiomycetes; Onygenales; Ajellomycetaceae. Gene Ontology annotation, biological process: protein ubiquitination. The transcript is spliced from 6 exons. Gene Ontology annotation, molecular function: ubiquitin protein ligase activity. The record is from RefSeq and is a predicted model, not a curated record. The coding region runs from base 641 to 2620 and encodes 659 amino acids.